Neodiprion fabricii is the source of this 7642-nucleotide messenger RNA. RefSeq lists its product as uncharacterized. Gene Ontology annotation, molecular function: protein binding. The coding region runs from base 458 to 7000 and encodes 2180 amino acids. Lineage: Eukaryota; Metazoa; Arthropoda; Insecta; Hymenoptera; Diprionidae. The record is from RefSeq and is a predicted model, not a curated record. The transcript is spliced from 2 exons.
UCAAGGCUAAUGAAGGAGAAAUGAAAUAUUCGGUCUUCCAUCUUUCUCGCACUCGAGCUCACAAACCUCAAAUUCCAUGCGCGUAACCGAUAAGACAACGACUGGUUUAUCCCACACCAAUGGAUAAUAUCUGGAUUAAGUUCAUCGAGGAGAAAGCAGACGAAGAAAGAGACAACUGGACUUGCUUUAGUCAACGCGAUAUAAGCGCUGUUCCAUGUCAAAUUUGCAACAUCAUCACUCCGUUUUCCUCAUUUCUGUUUAAAGUGAUGGCACGCCACUUGAUGAUUAAGAUUGAAUUAAAUCAUCGCCACUGAUUUCGUAAUGACCGCAUUGUGUAGCCGGUGCACAUUCAAGUGCAUAUUCAGGUCCGAUCAUUGAAGGAUGAAACGAAUUUACGGAGGCCGAAUAUCCGUAGGUAUGCAGAAGAUUCGAUAGUAGUACUAAAACGAUUUUCGGGAUGGCUAACAAGGACGAAAAAAUCAGUGGCCAAGAGUUGGCUUUCAUCAAAGAUAAUAAGUAUGCGUCCAAGGGUGGACAGGACUGUUUGCGAGGUUUUAUCUACCAGCUGAAGCUGUUGAUGCUUUUCAUGAUACGCGGACUCCGGAAGGGUUACAAGUUUCGUCUGGCAACGGAGAUGAUGGCGGCCGAAGAUUUCGACGACUUGAUAUUUGAGUAUGAAAGCGAUGGCGAUACCACAUGCUGCAGUAAAAUAGCUUACCGGUUUCUUCAAGCCAAGCACACCCAGAAUGAUGCGAAAGAAAUCGACGCUGAGAAUCUUUUCACAAGCAGUGACUUUAAUUUGCAAAAGUACUUCAACUCCUACUGUAAUAUAAAGAGGCAUUCUGUUUUGAGUCGCGGAAUUUUGGAUGAUUUUAUCAUAUACACUAACAUCAAUUUGAAUGAGGAAAAACUAAAGGCCAAAGGCAUUAGGCUUCUGCCCGUUAAAGGACUCGAUGAGUUUCUCGAUGUAAAAACUCGAAGAAAUGACGACAGGCGAUACAAGUUUGACAGUGAAGAACCGUCGAAGAUAUAUGAAAAUUUAGCGUCAGAAGCUUACAACCUUGCGCAGAUGUUGGUCGAGAAAGUUCUGAAUUCAAAAAAGUUGAGUGUGGAUACAGAUCUUCUUAAAAAAUACCGGACUGCGUUGACAGCAGAAGUUAUCAGCAUCAAGGAUAGAACUUUGUCCGAAAAUUUUAUCGAUGGCUCUGAGAACCUGUCCGAAAGGGGAAAAUAUUUUCGCGAGGUUUUUUACGCGCAGGUUUUGAAACAAAAAGGGUUACCGAACGAUUACGACCGUCCGGAAGAUUUGUGGAAGGAGAUGAAAGACCAGUCGUUGAAAUUAUCCGAAGGUUUCAUUUCGGACUACGAAAUUGAAGACUCGGAAAAAUUGUCCAUGGAAUUCAAAACUCUAUUGAAAGACGCCAAAGUUGACGAAGUAAUCAAAGUAGAAUUGAAUAAGAAAAGUGCUUCCAAACAAGGAGGGAGAGUAGUCAUUGCUCACAACAUUGCACGCAAUAUUGUCACGCUUGAUAAAUACGUUUUGAUUGAAAAAACCGAUGACUUGUUUCAAUUUAAUCCAAACUUUUUGGAUGACAGUAUCAAGCAGCCUGCUGAUAUAUUCAAGUUGAAAAAAUCCUUGAAGUCUAAGCUUGGUAGUCAAUACGGAGAUCUUGAUAAAUACCAAUUUGAAAUGAAAAGUUUCACCAGAGUAAAGGAAGAGCAGCUACGUGCAAAGUGUGAACUACCUGAGGGUAAAAUUGACGACAAAGAAAUCGCUGGUUUUCUCGACAAGUUAAUCUUUGCCGUUAAACAACCGAACGAAGUUGAGCUUGGCGAAAUAUUAACGCGGGAAAUGAGUGAGGAUGACACGUUCAAUUUACUCGAUGCCGAUUUGGUCACUCAUCGUUUCGAACAAAAGAUGCGAGAAUGGUUUUUGGACAGAAAAGGAACGUUCAUGUCGAUGGAGGAGGGCCGAGACUUGAUCAGCAGCAUCAGAGAAAAGGUCAAUACUCUGAUGAUUUCUGGGAUAAGCUUGGCGUAUCCGGAGGAGCUUGAAGAAUAUGGCAUAGAAUUUGACAACGUGAACGAGGAGUUGGUGAAAUUUUUGUCCUCCGACGCUGCCCGUGAUCCAAAUUUAGCUCUGAGCUUGAUUACCAAAGGGGAAACUUUGCCAGCUGCAAUUCAAGUUCACAAAGCUGUGAAACAAUGUAAUAAGUAUCGAAAGCAAGACAGCGUUAUAUUCAUACGUCAAGAAACACUGAUACGUCUUAAAAUCAGAGAACGAGUGAUCGAUGCAUUUAAAUCGCUGGGUAGUUACGAAUUAUUAGUGAUAGUAUGUAAAUCGUCGGACGAGCUGGUGAUGCAUAAAUUGUCCAAGUUUUACCAAAAGUUAAGUACAAUAAUGCAAAAAAACAAUACCAAGAAAUUGAUUCUUGUUACUGGAACGGAGGUACUUUUGAAUAACUGCAGCAAAAAUAUUGAUUGUAACGUCGGUUUUAAUGAUUUUACGAUAAAUUCACAACAAGAAUUGCUUAAUAAACAGGUCAUCAAUUUGCAAGGUCGAAAAGAGAGAUCAAGUUUCGGAAACUUGUUGCGAAUUUCUAGAUUAGAUGAGAUCGAAUCGGUCAAGAAAGCCCAAUUACAAGAUACAUUAUUAAAAUCAAGCACGUUAGUUAAGCUCAUUGGUGGCGAGGAGAUAAAGAUCGGAAAUGAGUUGAAAGGAUUGGGCGAAGUGGACGAUUAUUACAUAACUCGUUCAGUUAACUUACAAGUCAUCAUCAGAACUGACAUUUUCAGAUCAGAUCAGACAUCCGAUCUAUUCGCUAUUGGCCAUGCCGACAAUAAAUCUUGGCAGAAAUUCCAGAUUAGAGGUGUCGGGAUUGAAUCUUCUGAUGAAAUCGAGCCGUGGAAUCGAUACUCGCAUAAAUUCAAAGUUCUAAAUGAUGGCCAAGAGAACGAACAGUUUGAGAGGUUGUGUACCGAGUAUCCGAAACACGACGUUCAUUGGCUCAUGAUGGGUAGCAGCGGACUACUUUGGGUAAAAUCCCGAGGUAAUAUUACCACUUUGGUGAAACAUAGAGAUGGUUCGGGUGAUUAUUACUGUUCGUACGAUCACUGUCAAGUUUGCAAUGCAGCCACGAGGGUUUCGUCGGUGGAUCAGCUGGCUAAUCAGCAUGAGCGGCCCGUAAUCAUUUCUAAUACUGCUGGGAUGGGUAAGACGAUUAUGUUUACUUAUUUGGCGAGGAAGUUGGCAGAUUAUCCAGGAAUGUGGGUGAUCAAAAUCAAUUUAAACGAUUUCACCGAAGUACUGUUGGAGGAGCUUCGCAGUCGAACUUUUCACGAAAAUGACAUUGUCGAAGCGAUAGAAUUUUUUGUGGAUAAACUCUUGGUCCCUGAGACUGAUUUGGAGAAAGAGAUUUUCAAGAGACUCAUCCAAGAGCCGGGUGGCGUAGGCUUGUUGCUUGAUGGGUUCGACGAGAUUAGCCCAGAUUACGAGGAGGUAGUAACGGACUUGCUGAAGGCGUUCAAAAAAUGUGACCUCAAGACAAUGUUCAUCGCCACCAGACCCCACAUGCGAAUCACGUUGGAAAACACACUUCAGAUAUUUUCCUGCUCGAUUGAACCAUUUUCUCAGAACGAUCAGGUCGACUUCUUGGUGAGGUUUUGGGUGAAGGAUUUCGGUAAAUGUGAUAACCGAGAAGAGGUGCUGAAUUGGUUAGAUGACCGUGCCAAAGAUUUGAUAGCCAAGCUCGCGAAGACCAUUUCUGACCCGCUGAUGGAGUUCACCAGGAUCCCACUACAUAUUAGGAUGGUGGCAGAGGUCUUCUGUUAUGAUAAACAAUGUGACUCUGAAGUAUGCGAGGUAUCUUUGACGUUGGACAACGACGAAUGGCAGUUUCCAGAAAGAAUAAACAUGAUUACAUUGUACAAACGGUUCGUUGAGAGGAAGUACGGAAUAUUGUGUAACGAAAAGGACAAAGAAGACCAUUCCAGGUUAGGUUCAAAAAAAAGAAGUGAGAAAUUUUUUGAGACCGUUUUAGAAUCUCAUCAAUUGUUAGCAAUGAAGACAUUGCUGAACGGUAAAGAUCUUUCGAUGUUGCGGGUGUCGCGGCGGGAUAUAAAAAAAGCAGAAGACUUGAUAAUCGACAUUAACGACGGAAACGAGCGAACUGGAAUCGUGACUCAAAUUGUCGAUGGCAAACCGCAGUACAUCCAUCGAACUAUCAUGGAAUAUUUUGUUGCUACUUAUCUAAUAAACGUUCUCAAGUAUGCUGAAGAGGAUAAAGAUUGUCCGAAUCGAAAGUUGCGGACAUUCAUAUUGAAGCAAAUUCUAACUCAGCCAGAGUACGAUAUUAUUCGCGCAUUCUUUAACGACUUGUUAAACGAGGUACACGCGACAUAUGACGUUUGUCACUGGAAAGCAGAACCAGAUGACUACAGUAACGAAAAUCGCAGAACACUUUUUCACAUAGCUGCUAUGGAAGGCAAUCAUCAGAUCAUGAGAUUCUUCCUAGUUCGUUUGGGAAAGAACACUAGGACUCGGCAGCAAAUAGCCAACAUGAAAAGUAACUUUGGUGAGGUAGCACUGCACUUGAUAUUCGCAGAUCGCUGGGAUGGACUGCGCUGCAGACGUUCCGACGCGAAUGACUUGCAGAUAAUAAAAUGGUUGCUCGAAAACGGAGCGGAUGUCAACGCCGUUGACAUGGUGUCACGUACGCCAAUGCGCCGAGCUUUGAUCGCUGGAAAAGUCGACGCUCUGAAGUUAAUGGCAAAAAAUCAAAUCAUCGAUGUUGAAGCUCGAGAUAAGUCAGCUACGACAUUUGAGCAAGGACUUGCGGAAACUCGGGAAUGGCAAUUGGUGACGAGCUUGUUGAAUGAGCUGGGUGCCGGUACCAACAAACUGGAUGAUUUAGGAAGAUUGGACAUACUGAGAUGGCUGGUGAAGAACCAUAUUGCAGAUAUUAACGUUCGGGAUACAUCGGGAAAAACAUUGCAGCACGUCGCAGCUGCUCGUAAAAACUUCACAGUCCUAAAGUGGCUGGUGGUGGAACGAGGUGCCGAUCUUCACGCUCGAGAUGAUUUUGGCAAUACAGUACUGCAUACGGCUGUUGCUCGCUGGAGCUUGGCCGACAUUAAGUGGCUGGUCGAAGAGCUAGGCGCAGAUCUAGACACUCGUGAUAAUGACGGCAGCACAAUUCAGCACAGCGCAGCUGCAUCUGGAAGGUGGGAAAUACUGAGGUGGCUAGUGGAGGAGAAGGGUGCUGAUGUCAACGUUCGAGACGACAUGGGGAGAACUUUACAGCAUAAUGCUGUCUUGGUCAACUUAAGCAUGUUGAAAUGGCUAGUAGAAAAACACGGCGCCAAUACGAACGUUCGGGAUCAUUCAGGGAACACAUUGCAGCACGAGGCUGUAACUCUCCGUAACUUGAGCACAUUGAAGUGGCUAGUGGAAGAGCGAGGUGCCGAUGUUUAUGCUCAUGAUGCGACAGGUCGGACAAUACAGCAUGUUGCUGUCCAGCGGCAGGAGUUAGAGGUGCUUAAUUAUCUAGUGGAAGAGCGAGGUGCCGACCCUAACGUGUGGGAUAAUUCUGGAAGGACAUUGCAGCACUACGCAGCGAAAUUCGGUGAAUUGGAGAUACUGAAGUGGCUUGUCGAAAAUCACGGUGUCGAUAUCGAAGCUCGGGAUCAUUUGGGGAAAACAGUGCAACAUGAGGCUGCUGAACAUGGACAAUCAGACGAACUUGAGUGGUUGGUAGAAAAGCAGAAUGUCGAUGUUAACGCUCAGGAUUAUUCGGGGAUGACACUGAUGCAUUGGGCAGCUCAAAAUCGGAACUGGGAUGUAGUGAAGUGGCUGAUAGAAGAACAGAAUGCGGACGUUCAUGUCGCAGACGAGUCAGGAAGGACGUUGCUUUAUUGGGCUGCUCAACGUGAGAACUGGGAACUUGUAAAGUGGCUGGUCGAAGAACGAGGUGCCGAUAUUAACGCUUGGCACGACUCGGGGCGAACAUUGCAACAUAAAGCUGCUUCGUACUACAACUUGGACGUGUUAAAGUGGCUGGUGGAGGAGAGUGGGGCCGAUGUUGACGUUUGGGACGACUCAGGGAGAACGUUGCAGCACGAAGCAGCUGAAGCUGGAAAAUUGAACAUCCUCAAAUGGCUGAUAGAGGAGCGAGGUGUUGAUAUUAACGCUAGGGAUAAUUCGGGAAGCACAUUGCAGCACAAGGCUGCGGCGUUCUUCGCCUUGGACGUGUUAAAGUGGCUUAUAGAGGAACGGGGAGCUGAUAUUAACGUUCGCGAUUAUUCGGGAAGAACAUUGCAGGACGUGGCCACCAAGGCUGGGCGACUAAAUGUGGUAAAGUGGCUGGUGGAGAAGCAAGGCGUCGAUGUAGAAGCUCGGAACAGUUUCGGAAGGACGUUGCAUCACGAGGCUGCUUACCAUCAUCAUUGGAAAAUAGUUAAGUGGCUUGCAGAAAAGCACAGAGCUGAUGUCAACAUUCGCGACGAUUCGGGGAGAACAUUGCAGCACGAGGCUGCUUGUUACUGGCAUUUGUACGCAAUGAAGUGGCUUUUAAGAGACCGAGGAAGCGAUAUUAACGCUCGAGAUUACUUGGGACGAACAGUACAGCACGCGGCAGCUGAAGCAGGGGAAUUUACCAUUCUAAGGUGGCUGGUGAACAAUGAGGGGGUCGAUAUUAACGCUCGGGACUAUUCAGGGAAAACGUUGCAGCAUGAGGCUGCUAAGGCCGGGAAAUUGAACAUACUGAGAUGGCUCGUUAGUCAGAAAGGUGUCGAUGUUAAUGCCUGCGAUGAUUUGGGUAGAACAUUACAGCACGACGCGGCUGCGGCUGGGGAAUUAGAGGUUCUUAGAUGGCUGGUGAAAAGUCAAGGUGUUUAUAUCGAUGCUCAGGAUAAGUCAGGUAAUACAUUACGGCAGGAGGCUGUUAUGUCUGGAAAAUUAGAGGUCCUAAAAUGGCUUGACGAACAGCAAGAUUGCAGGUGAUGUACCGAUGAUCUAGACAUUGGAAAUUGGUCUUGGAAAAAGGUCUGUGGAAGCUAUCGGUACAAUUGUUUGUGCAGUGAUGCUUGUUUCCCUGUUCAUAUCCCACACCGCAAAACUGACAUAAAAACCGUUUUGUAACUCAGAAUAAAUCCGUUACUUUGAUCUCGCUGAUGAUGAGUAAUUUUCAAUUCAUGAUAAAGAGCAUAACAAAAAUGGUUUCUUCCGCUAAGCUCGAAAAUGUCAUAGAAUAAAAUUAUUGAAAUUUCGAUUUGAAAUAAAUUCCAGAUUAAUUCAGAAAGAUCUAUUUCAAAUUCCCGACGGCAUGAUUGUUGUUACACGAUGAAGAUCUAGUUUUUUGCAUUACUUAAAAUUAUAAAAUGAAUCAGAUCCUCAAAUAGCAACAUAUAUUAUUAACCAAAAUGCAUUUACCGAAUGGUAAUAUUUACUUAUUAAUUAACCUAAGCCAAAAAUAGAAGUUUCUGGAAACUGUUACCAAUUACGUUGUCAAAUAAAUUUAAUUUUAUAAAUCGUUUUCUAAAGCUCAACUCUCUGACAAAAUGUAAACCUUGUUGGAUGUAUUAAAAUCCAAAUGAUUGUAGUUUUCUUCAGUGCACCGAAUAGACCAAAUUUGAAUUUCUCAAA